This is a messenger RNA of Telopea speciosissima, 1470 nucleotides long. RefSeq lists its product as uncharacterized. NCBI's taxonomy places the organism in Eukaryota, Viridiplantae, Streptophyta, Magnoliopsida, Proteales, Proteaceae. The coding region runs from base 1 to 1470 and encodes 489 amino acids. The record is from RefSeq and is a predicted model, not a curated record. Gene Ontology annotation, molecular function: nucleic acid binding; zinc ion binding. The transcript has 4 exons.
AUGGUCAAUACUCACAACCAAAAUCAUUCCCCUCCUAGGGAUGAUGUCGACGAUGUUUCUGAGGAACGUUUGCCUGCGCCCCCUCUGCGUGCUUUUAUAUGUGAUGUGGCUGCCCAGCUUCAAAAUGCUGGUAGGGAAGGACCAAGAGUACCACCUCAGGUACAUGAAGUCCCAAAUCCUCCGGCUAAUGCUACUCCUAUCACCCCUCCUCCUGGGCUGGCUGCUAAUGAAAUUCUGAUAGCACAAACGAACCAAGAUCCACCUCCCCCUCCUUCGACUGUGUUACCUGUCAGAAAUGUGACUGAGGAUGUGAAAGCAAGAUGGUUUGAAAGAGGACUUAGGGCCAGCUUGAGUACGGCGGUAGUAUUGCACAAGUACCCCACCUAUGCUAAGGUGGUUGAAGUUGCUAAACUGAUAGAAGAUCAGCAGAGGGAGAAUUAUCGGGCCAUCCGGGUAGGCAAGAGGCCGAUAUCAUCUCAUGACUCCAGGGGGUCUAGUAAGUUUCAAAGAAGAGGAUCUUAUACUAAUGAGGCUCCAAUUCAGUUCCAUAGGCCUGAUUUUGCUCAAGUACCUAAAUCUGUACCUACUUCUCACUAUGGGGCGCAGACUCUUAUAUGUUACAAUUGCAAGGAGUCUGGUCAUAUGGCCAAAGAUUGUCCUCAAUCACGACAACCGGGUUCUUGGCCGGUUGCGACUUCUAAACCACCUCUGACAAGGACUGUUGUUCGUCCACUUGCUCCUGCUCAAGUGAGCAAAACUCAAGGGCAAGUUUAUUCUAUCACCCAUGAGGAAGCUCAAUCUGACCUUGGUGUUAUCACAGGCAUGAUUUCUGUGUGCUCCUUACCUGCUUAUGUGUUAUUUGAUUCAAGGGCGUCACACUCGUUCAUAUUACCCUCCUUUGCUGAGAAAUUACCUAUUGAGCCGGCCGUAUUAGAGCAAAAGUUGAUGGUUAGAACAUCAACUGGAAGCAAAGUUGAGCUCGACCGAUCCUUUCACUCUUGCCCUGUUCGAGUAAGCGACUAUGGGCUCGAAGCUAAUUUGAUCAUCCUAGAUAUGAAAGAUUUUGAUGUGAUUUUGGGAAUGGAUUGGUUAUCCAUGCAUGGAGCUAGUCUGAUUUGUGAAGAAAGGAAGAUACUUUUCCGGACAGGAGAGGAUAAUGAGUUUGUCUUUAAGGGUAAUAAAAGUAAGAAACCCAAGAACCCAAUCAUAUCGGCUCUCCAGGUCCAGAAGCUCUUAGCCCAAGGUUGUCAAUGUUACCUAGCUUCGGUGGUGGAUGCUCAAAUUAAGGUUACACCGAUGGAAGAGAUAAGUGUGGUAAGAGAUUUCCCUGAUGUCUUCCUAGGAAACCUCACACGGUUACCACCAGAUCGAGAAAUGGAAUUUAUGAUCGAUCUGAUACCCGGUGCUGCUCCAGUGUCAAAGGCACCGUACAGAAUGGCCCCAUCAGAACUGAAAGAACUUCAAGGAUAG